AUGCCGAGAAAGUUGGACAAUGUCUCUCGCAUGGUGCGAGGUCGCAUCGGUAUGUCCAUGAACCGGCUCAAUUUGUUCAACCUCCAAAGAAAAGUUCCAUUGAAUUAUGUUGGGAAAACUCUAUAUCAACAAAAAUGGGCUGCUAAAGCAGAGACUAGAGCAUACCAUGGAGAGCAUUUGAAAGAAAAGAGGUUCAAAAAGGUUUUGUUUGAACCUGAGUUGAAGACAUAUUCUCAACUUGAUGCGUCGCUAAAGUCACAAGAAGUUGCGCCAACACCCAUCACCUUGCAAACUUAUGCCACGUUGGAGAAAAGACUUGAGUUUGCGUUGUUUAGAAGUAUGUUUGCUUCGUCUAUUAGGCAAUCAAGACAAUAUAUCAUGGGGGGAUAUGUGAAAGUGAAUGGAGUGGUGAUCAAGCACCCAUCUUUUCCCUUGAAAAGUGGUGACGUGUUUUCAGUCGAUCCUGGGAGAGUACUAUACGCCUUGGGCAAAGCAAAACCAAGUUUAAGUAAAGCUAUUGAUACAGACAACAAACAGAUAAGGUACUGGAAUCAUUACGUUAAAAUGGCUCGCAAGAACCCUCAGAAAGUUUGGGAAAUGCAACAAAAUAAGCCCGAGUCUUUGAAUUCUCUCGCCAACAUCGAAGCAAGGAAGAGGAAACAGGACAAGCAGCAUAGUGGAGAAACCAUCAUGAAAGCCCAACAAAAAAAGGUCACAAGAAAGUCGAUAUUGAGUGAUAUUGUAAAGUUAGGUAAUGCAGCAGGCGCAAAUCUCGCGGCAGGUGCUUUUGAAAAAUACGGAGAUAAACUUGCCAAGGGAAAAUGUUUGCAAGUUUAUGAAUCACUAGCACUGCAGAAAUCCCGUCUUUUGACUGAUAGUUCUUCAGAGUCUCUAGAUGCAUAUUUUUCAAAAGAUACCGAGAGAACGCCAGAAGAGAAGGCUUCAUUGAGACAUGUCAACAAUUUGUUGAGGGAACUAGAAAAAAGCGAAUGGGAAAGAAUACGUUUGGAGUUUGAAAAUUUGGGUACUGGAGCAGCAUUUUAUGAUCCGUCGUAUGCUGAAAAAUUAAUCCCCGUCAAGUCCUUAAAUAAGGAAGAAAUUUUGGAGGACGAAGCAAAGGCAAAAGUGAACUUGCCAUGGCAAAGACACUUGUUUGGACGUAAAGAUGCCUCAAAGCCAUAUUUUACUCCAUGGACGCCUAGACCAUUCCUUGGUGCUUUUGCAAUUUUACCUUCUCACAUUGAAAUUUCGUUUGACACUUGCCAUGCUGUGUAUUUGAGAGACCCGGUGGCUAGACCAGGUCAUUCCGAAGUCAUCUCUCCUUUCCCAGAACAUGUUCACGAAAGAGCUUACAUGUAUUACAUCAAGAAGGGAAUGUCAUAG
Messenger RNA from Lodderomyces theae, 1383 nucleotides. RefSeq names its product mitochondrial 37S ribosomal protein uS4m. NCBI's taxonomy places the organism in Eukaryota, Fungi, Ascomycota, Pichiomycetes, Serinales, Debaryomycetaceae. The record is from RefSeq and is a predicted model, not a curated record. Gene Ontology annotation, biological process: positive regulation of translational fidelity. The transcript has a single exon. Gene Ontology annotation, molecular function: rRNA binding; structural constituent of ribosome. The coding region runs from base 1 to 1383 and encodes 460 amino acids. Gene Ontology annotation, cellular component: mitochondrial small ribosomal subunit.